Vanessa tameamea is the source of this 5684-nucleotide messenger RNA. RefSeq names its product glutamate receptor ionotropic, NMDA 3A-like. The record is from RefSeq and is a predicted model, not a curated record. The transcript has 14 exons. NCBI's taxonomy places the organism in Eukaryota, Metazoa, Arthropoda, Insecta, Lepidoptera, Nymphalidae. Gene Ontology annotation, molecular function: NMDA glutamate receptor activity. Gene Ontology annotation, biological process: ionotropic glutamate receptor signaling pathway. The coding region runs from base 341 to 4489 and encodes 1382 amino acids. Gene Ontology annotation, cellular component: plasma membrane.
GCUCACGCUGGCUGUGCUGGCGAUCGCGGCGUCCGCUGCGCGAGAGUUGCGCGUGCUGCAGGCGGACGCGCGCACCGCGUUCUACUUGGCGAUCGCCGCACCGCCUUCAGCCGCCACCGUCGUGCGCGCCUUCAAUCGCACCCUCAGCGAGUUAUCGAGAACCUACCUCGCAGGCGACUAUCCACUGCACCUGCGCAAUAUCACGCUACUGCCAUUGUACAUCGAGCUACCAGAAGAUGAAAGAUUUAGUACGCGGGUGUUGGAGCAAACGUGCGCGGCGUUCGACGGUCGUCGGGUGGCGGCGCUAUUGGUCUGCGGUGGUGGUUCCGCCGCCGCCGCCAUGGUGGCGACCGCUGCCCGUGCUGGAGUACCCGUGCUACGCGCGUCGUCUUCUCACUUGCAUCUCUCCUAUACCAUUGCUAAUGAACUGUUGCCUUUGGAGGUUCGAUUGGAGAUAACCGCACGAGAAACAUUGCAUGCACUUAGAGCCACGCUCCUGCACACACAUUGGCAUUCAUUUACUUUACUCGCCGAGGAAGAUAUAUAUUUAACGUUAUCUCUAAGGAAGGAUCUGUCUUCAAUUCUUACAACUCAACCGCUUAAUCCUAAAUGGCUUUCACUUCCUACCAAGUACACUCGCCGUGCUGUUUUCAGACGUCUUGCUGAGGUCUCAAGGCUAACGCGAGGUGUCGUCGUCUUGAUAUGCGAUAUACAUUACACGAAGCUUGUGAUGGAUGAAGCAAAGCGCCUUAACAUGCUCGAUGGACAUUUUUUUUGGAUAUGGAUCGACGCUUCUAGCGAGUUUGAUGUCUUCCACAACAUCGGCAACCGAACGAAUGUCGCGGACGAAAAUGAGCACGACGUAGAAAAGCUUAGACAUAAGAAAGAAGCAUUAAAGGGAGUUGAAUUGGAACGCAAAAAACGAGAUGCAGACAAUAAUUUGAUAGAGAAUGUUGAACUUCCUAAAGUCGAGAGGGAAUAUAGCGAGAUUUUAAAUAAUUAUAUUAUUAAAGAAAAUAGUUCUUCUGUAAGAAAUGUAUCGAAAAAUUUGAUUUUUCGUCGUGGUAGUAGAAAUAUAAAUAAAUAUGAAACGCACAUAAAUAACAAAUUAUUAUAUGUAAAUUUUAGUCAGUCGUAUAAUAGUAGUCGCAAUAUUAGUGAAGAAAGAAUAAGAGAUUAUAGUAUAAAUAAUAAAGGCGUUGAAACUUCUAAAAUCGAAAUCAAUUCAAUAGAGAAGGAAAAUAAGUCCUUCCUUGAUAGAAAUAAGAGUAGGCGUACUAGCUCUAGUAAAUUAAAAAAUGAAUCUUUUAAUAAGUAUGUAAAUAGUAUAAAUAUAAAUGAAUUGUAUGAAACUAAGAAUGUAAUAUUUGAUGAAAAAGUUGUAAGUAAUAUUGAUAAUACAGACCUAAGAGAUAGUGUAUUGUUUUCAAGUGAUAUUAGUGAUUUCAUAAUGAAUCCCACGGUGCAUACUUCUACAAUGAAUAACGUUAGACAUAGCGAAGAGACAUAUAAAUAUCGAAUGGAACAAGAUGACGAACCGAGGAAAGAAGAUAGUAAUAAUAUCACUGAGAUAUUUAAUUCACUACCGAUCGGUUUACUGGCAUUACAUCCUCAGCCGAUGAAAAUUGAUGAUACAUUCGCACGUGCCGCUGUUCAAAUGAUGGUUGGUGCGCUCCGGCGAGUUCUUCGCGCUUGCGAUGCUUGGUCUGCUCAAGCGCAAUUUUUUAGUGACGCUGCGGCAUCAUGUUGGGAUGAACCUAGUGAUGCUGCGUCAGAUUUUUCUAUGGAAUUUGUUAGAGAAAUGCGUCUAUCUUCAGCCGCAGCAUUAGCUGGUGGCCCAGAACAAGUCUUAACAGCAUCUUUUGCAUUUUUAAAUUUAAUAUCAAAUCCUGUAGGGGGUAACUUAUGGAGACAAGUUGGUAGUGUUUUUGGUCGCGCUGUCAAACUUCAUACAAUUGUCUGGCCUGGAGGUCGACUUGUCGCCCAUGGUCAAUCUUCUGGUGCGCGUACUAUUUUUCGAAUAGUCACAGCCUUAGCUCCCCCUUUUGUAAUGGAGGGUGAACUUGACGAAGAUGGUCAAUGUCUACGAGGAUUACUUUGUCAUCGUCCGCAAACUUCAGAUCGUGAUAAUCUUACACUCGUUUUCAAUGUUUUGGAAAGGGAGAUCGAACAAGACGUAGAUGAUUUCUUUUUUCCGACUUCUACACCUACAUUUCUGAAAAUGGCUUCUCACUGCUGCUAUGGGUUUGCUAUGGAUCUAUUAGAAAACAUUGCUCAAGAACUAGAAUUUGAUUUCCAUUUAUAUAUUGUAGAAGAUGGCCUAUACGGUUCCAGAAAAUUGGUUAAGCCGUUUCGAAGGGUCUACGAAGAAAAAAAUUUAGACAAAGAAUUUUGGUCUAGUCAGGAAAACUAUUAUACAGAAAAUAUCGAUGGUUAUGAAAGAUUAGAUAGAUUCAAAAAUUCAGAUAGAAAAACAGUUUAUGAUAAUGAAAAUACACAAAGAAAGUCUGAAAAGUGGGAUGGCAUUGUUGGAGAUUUAGUUUCUGGAGCCGCUCAUAUGUCAUUUGCAGCCCUUAGCGUAUCAGCUGCUAGAGCAGAAGCUAUUGAUUUUAGUCAACCAUAUUUUUUUAGUGGAAUAUCUAUAUUAGCCGCACCAAAUCAAAGACCUGACAUACCUUUAUUGGCAUUUUUAUUACCUUUCUCGCCAGAACUUUGGAUCGCAAUAUUCACAUCACUCAAUGUUACUGCAAUUGCAGUAGCAAUAUAUGAAUGGCUAUCUCCAUUCGGCCUUAAUCCAUGGGGACGGCAAAGGUCAAAAAAUUUUAGUAUAUCCAGCGCUCUAUGGGUAAUGUGGGGUCUUUUGUGUGGACAUUUGGUUGCGUUUAAAGCACCUAAGAGCUGGCCUAAUAAGUUCCUCAUAAACGUGUGGGGUGGCUUUUCUGUGAUAUUUGUCGCCAGCUAUACUGCCAAUAUUGCUGCUCUUAUAGCCGGACUAUUUUUUCACAAUGCCGUUGAUGAUUAUCAAGGACGCAGUAAUUGGCUGUCUUUACGAGUAGGGACAGCCAGGUCUUCGGUGGCUGAAUAUUACGUUCAAAGAAAUAAUCCACAGCUGGCGCAACAAAUGCGUCGCUACGCCCUUCAGGACAUUGAGGAAGGAAUCCAACGGCUAAGGAAUGGAACUUUGGACCUUUUGAUAGCCGACACAACUGUUUUAGACUAUUAUCGUGCAACAGACCAUGGCUGUAAACUUCAACGAGUGGGAGACCACGCCUUAAUUAAAGAUACCUACGCAAUAGGCAUGGCUAAAGGCUUUCCCUUGAAGGACAGCAUAUCAGCUGUAAUAGCCAAGUACUCAUCAAAUGGAUACAUGGAUAUCUUAACAGAGAAGUGGUACGGAGCUCUGCCAUGCUUUAAGCUAAGCCCGGAUUAUGGAAUUCAACCGAAACCUCUCGGCGUAGCAGCGGUGGCGGGUGUAUUUAUUCUUCUGGGAGUGGGAAUGAUCGUUGGAUGUCUCAUAUUGAUUUUGGAGCACCUUUUUUAUAAAUACACCCUUCCCGUUUUACGUCAUCAGCCAAAAGGAACUAUAUGGAGGAGUAGAAAUGUAAUGUUUUUCAGCCAGAAACUGUAUCGAUUUAUUAACUGCGUGGAAUUAGUAUCCCCCCACCAUGCAGCACGAGAGUUAGUAAAUACAAUUCGUCAAGGACAUUUCACGUCAUUAUUCCAGAAAAGUGUGAAGAGGAAGGAACACGAGCAACGUAGAAGAAGAAAAAGUAAAGCUCAGUUUUUCGAAAUGAUUCAAGAAAUUAGAAGAGUACAACAAGGCCGUGAUCAUUCAUUGGAUUCGAUUAAAGAGAAUGUAGCAGUCGAAACGUCAGAAGUUUCGGAAGAAAUUACAGAGUCAAAGUUUCUAUCUCCGUCUCCAGAAGUUUCAAGUCGUUCACCGCGACAAAGUAGAUCGCCGCGUCAACUUCGUUCGCCAAGAAGUCGUAGAAAAAGAUGUAGUCUCGCCGGGCUGAAUGUUCGAAGAUUUAGUACUGAUUCUGUUUUAGAAUCAGAUUCUGCGUCUAUAUACGAAAAAACAAGUCUUAACAUCGGAAGAAGAUUGAGCCGUGAUGUUAGUUGCUUAACUAAUUCACCCCCAGAUAUUAAUAGCAGACUGCGAACGCCGUCUCCUAUGGUAAGAAGACCAGAGAGAUCUUCGACUAGAUCCUAUCAAGAUGUUUCGGAUUCGUCAGCCAACUACCUUACUAUAGAUGCUCCAAGUCAUCGAGCAAGCAUAGAAAUAAUGGUUUCCCAAGAAGGCGACAUUCCUCCGGCUCCACCAUAUCCUCGGGUUCCUCCUAUAAGUGCUAGAUCAGAACUGUCUCAACUGUCAGAAGAAGAACUUAUAAGAUUAUGGCGUAGUUCAGAAAGAGAAGUUAGGGAAGCUUUGUUAGCAGCAUUGCAAGAAAGGAGAGCAAGUCUUGAUCCGAAACAAGAUCCGGGAUGAAAAAACUAUUCAGAAGAUUGUCUGGAAAAAAAAUCUUUCGUAAAAAUAUCACUUCAUAAUCCUCAUAUCUGCUGGAGUCGUGAAUGAAAAGGAGUAUUAUCAGGUUGUUCGUUAUGGUCGAGCUGGUGCCUUUACAUUGUUUGAUGCGAAUGUUUAUCAGACGUAGUAAACCAGUGUUCAUUUGAGUGUCUUGCUGUUAUUGUAUUCGACGCUGCCUUAUUUGACGGUUUCAUUUAUAAAUUCGUGUCAAGCAGUUAUAAAGGUACGUAAUAGAUACUGAAUUUUGAGAUUUUUACGUCCAUAUAAUCUAUUUAAGGUACUAUAGUAAUUAUAAUUGGAUUAGACUCGAUUCAUUUAAGUGUUGAUAUAAAAUAAUUAUAGCUGUGACCAGGAAAUUUAAAGUGCUUUAUUCUAUUCCUAGUCUAGUCGGCGAUAGAAUUUUUCUUUUUCGUAGGUGAAUCAUUAUUGUAGUUAUUAAACAAAACCAUGUGUAUGUGAAAUUAUUGAUAUAAUCAUAUUUAGUCACAAGUGUGUUUGAGUAAAAGUAUUUGUGUGUUUAUAGGCAUGAUAUGCCAUUUAAUCAAUUCAAUUAGUAAGGAAUUAUAUUUAUUAUAAAUUUAUGAUUUCAUUUAAAUUUUAUUUCGAAAGAUAAAAUACUCAUCGCUGUAAUUUAUAUAUCUGAUGUUAUUUUCUUAUAAUUUUAACUACGCUAAGCUAGUGGCAACAAAAUUAUAUUUAGCAAAUUCUAUAUUUUUUUAAUAAAUGAAAAUAUGCUUUUUUAUUUACAACGUAAUGAGUUUCAAAAUAAAUAACGUUCCAAAUAUAAAUACUGAAAAGGAAUGGACUUGAUUUUGCACCAAAGCUAUAUAAAUAGACGCUAACUCGAGAAGAAUGUAUCGAAAUGUUCAUAUGAACUUAAGGUUAAAACUAUAAAAUAUUAUACUAUAACUUAAAGCAAAAAUACUGCCAACUUUUAUUUUUAUAGAUAGUUAAGAUAACACGAUUACUCCUAGACUUGCACCCUAGAUUUUAGUUUAGAUGUUUCCUCUUUCAAACUAAUUAUCCUACUUAUAGUUCAUUCAAGUUUUAACAUAAAAUUAUUUUAAGUAGUUCUAUGGUUCUCGAUGAAAUUGACAAGCAAUAUUUUUCAAAUAAAUGUUGUUAUAUUAACGCUAAAUAAUCCAUAUAUCUCUGA